This is a messenger RNA of Morus notabilis, 2041 nucleotides long. RefSeq names its product protein SHORT-ROOT. Gene Ontology annotation, cellular component: nucleus. Gene Ontology annotation, molecular function: sequence-specific DNA binding; DNA-binding transcription factor activity. The record is from RefSeq and is a predicted model, not a curated record. Gene Ontology annotation, biological process: asymmetric cell division; negative regulation of mitotic cell cycle; leaf development. Lineage: Eukaryota; Viridiplantae; Streptophyta; Magnoliopsida; Rosales; Moraceae. The coding region runs from base 222 to 1757 and encodes 511 amino acids. The transcript has a single exon.
UUUUUUUUUUUUUUUUUUUUUUGAAAUUAAACUUAUAAUGACCAACUAAAAUCCAACUCCAAGAUCCCCACACAGUUAAAAACACAAACACUCGUCAUCUCUUAUGUUAUUACUACAACAACUAGUACUACCAGUUCCACAUUCAAAACUCACCAAAAGUUAGAAAACUCUCAGAGUAUAUUAUCCCAUAUAUUUGAUGUGGGUCUUGCGUAGGUUAAAACAUGGAUACCUUAUUCAGAUUAGUCAGUCUCCAAUCUAGUACCACUGAUCAAUCUUUCAACUCAAGCAGAACUUCUAGCAGCUCUAGAUCCUCUAGAUCACAAACUAACCGUUACUAUCAUAACCAACACCACCAACACCAAGAAGAAGAAUGCUUCAACUUUUUCAUGGAUGAAGAAGACUUUUCCUCGUCUUCUUCUAAGCACCACCACCACCACCAGCACCACGGCCACCAUCAUCAGUCCGCCACCCUGUAUCCUUAUAACCAACCGAACCCUUCCCCCACCACCACCACCACCGCCGCCACCAACGCGAGCACCUCCGCCGCCACCGACUAUUCGUUUUCGCCCGCCGGGGACCUAAUCAACAUCGAAUUCUCCGCCAAGUGGGCGCCGGAGAUCCUCCUCGAGACCGCACGUGCCAUCGCGGACAAGAACUCCGCACGUGUCCAGCAGCUCAUGUGGAUGCUCAACGAGCUUAGCUCCCCCUACGGCGACACCGACCAGAAGCUGGCCUCGUACUUCCUCCAGGCCUUGUUCAGCCGCAUGAACGACUCCGGCGACCGGUGCUACCGCACGUUGACUUCCGCCUCCGACAAGACUUGCUCGUUCGAGUCAACGAGGAAGACGGUGCUGAAGUUCCAGGAGGUCAGCCCGUGGACGACGUUCGGCCACGUGGCGUGCAACGGCGUGAUCAUGGAAGCCCUCGAAGGGGAAACGAGGCUCCAUAUUGUGGACAUCAGCAACACGUAUUGCACUCAAUGGCCGACUCUUCUGGAAGCCCUAGCGACGAGAACAGACGAGACGCCGCAUCUCCGUUUGACCACCGUCGUCGCCACCAGAACCGGCGGAGGAUCGGUGGGGGCGGCGCAGAAGGUGAUGAAGGAGAUAGGGACGAGAAUGGAGAAGUUCGCGAGACUCAUGGGCGUUCCUUUUAAGUUCAACGUUGUGCACCAUUUCGGUGACCUUUCUGAGCUCAACUUGGCGGAGUUGGAUAUAAGAGACGACGAAGCCCUAGCCAUUAACUGUGUCAACUCUCUGCAUUCAAUCACAACCAUCGGGAACCGCCGCGAAUAUUUGGUGUCGGCGUUUAGGAGCCUGAGGCCGAGGAUAAUCACCGUCGUAGAAGAAGAGGCCGAUCUCGAUAUCGGCGUCGAUGGCGUUGAGUUCGUUAAGGGUUUUCAGGAGUGCAUACGGUGGUUUAGGGUUUACUUCGAGGCGUUGGACGAGAGCUUUCAGCGGACGAGCAACGAGAGGCUGAUGCUGGAACGCGCCGCCGGACGCGCCGUCGUGGACCUGGUGGCGUGCUCGGUGGAGGAGUCUGUGGAGCGGCGGGAGACGGCCGAGAGAUGGUCCCGAAGGCUGCAUGGAGCGGGGUUCGGGCCGGCUGCUUUCAGCGACGAGGUUAGCGACGACGUGAGGGCGCUGCUGAGGAGGUACAAGGAGGGGUGGGCGAUGGCGGCGCAGGACGGCGGCGCCGGAAUAUUCCUGUCGUGGAAGGACCAGCCGGUCGUUUGGGCUAGUGCUUGGAGAGCUUGAUUGAAUAUUGAUGAGGGUGACACGUGGCUUAUGCUUGAGAGUGAUUCGCACGUGUAGUAUGUUUUUUUAGCACGUGCAUGAUAUAAUAUGGCUAUUGACAUUGUGUUUGGAAGAGAAGUGGGGAAAAAAAAAAGUAAGUAGGGGAAUAUUGUUAAUUGUUGGUUUGAAUAGAAAUGGAAGUACAUUAAUUAAUUCCCAUAUAUAACCCUUAUUAAUGUUAAUUAUUGUGGUUUUUGCGAUAAUUAAUUUUCCUCCUUGAAUUUAUUGACAAUAUAUAUAGUGUU